Molecule: messenger RNA, 3302 nt
Organism: Pieris brassicae (large cabbage white)
Lineage: Eukaryota; Metazoa; Arthropoda; Insecta; Lepidoptera; Pieridae
Gene: Gp93
Product: endoplasmin homolog
Exons: 5
Coding region: 149-2509 (786 amino acids)
Biological process (GO): protein folding
Molecular function (GO): ATP binding; ATP hydrolysis activity; ATP-dependent protein folding chaperone
Source: RefSeq, a predicted model, not a curated record
GACACGUUUUGAUGUAGUAAAAGAAGGUUCGCGCAUCGGCGUCAUUAUUCAUUCAAACGGUAGACGGCAUUAAUUUAAGGUUUCAAGUAAUGUUUGAGGUGCCGGUUUUAGUUUAAAAUUUGUGUAUAUCUACAAAAGUAUUUAUUAGAUGCUAUUUGAAAUGAAACAUUUAAUUCUACUUGUUUUCGGCGUGCUAUUUCUAACAGGAUGGUCAGCUGGGCAAGAAGCUGGGUUGGGAGUGGGCACUGUGGAAGAGGUGACUGUAGAUGCUGACCUUGGUGCAUCCCGGGAAGCCUCAAGAACUGACGCGGAGGCCGUGACCCGCGAAGAGGAAGCGAUCAAUCCCGACGGGCUGAGUGUGGCGCAGCAGCGCGAAGUGCGCGAGCGAGCCCAAAAGUUCACGUUCCAGACGGAGGUGAACCGCAUGAUGAAGCUCAUCAUCAACUCGCUGUACCGCAACAAGGAGAUCUUCCUGCGGGAGCUCAUAUCGAACGGCUCCGACGCGUUGGACAAGAUUCGGCUGUUGUCGCUGACCAAUCGCGACGUGCUCGACGCCACGUCGGACCUCAGCAUACGCAUCAAGGCGGACCCGGAGCGGCGCAUGCUACACAUCAUCGACACGGGCCUGGGCAUGACCAAGAACGACCUCGUCAACAACCUCGGGACUAUCGCCAAGUCGGGCACCGCCGACUUUCUAUCCAAGAUGCAGGACCCUGAGAAGAGCGGCAACCAGGACACGAACGACAUGAUCGGACAGUUCGGCGUGGGCUUCUACUCGGCCUUCCUCGUGGCCGACCGCGUCACCGUGGUCUCGAAGCACAACGACGACGCGCAGCACGUGUGGGACUCCGACGCCUCCUCGUUCAGCGUGGCCGAGGACCCUCGCGGGAACACGCUCAAGCGCGGCACUCACAUCACGCUGCACCUCAAGGAGGAGGCCGCCGACUACCUCCAACCCGACACCAUCCGCGCGCUCGUCAAGAAGUACUCUCAGUUCAUCAACUUCCCCAUCUACCUCUGGGCGUCGCGCACCGAGAGCUACGAGCUGCCGGCCGAAGACGAACCCUCCUCCGACGACGACGCCGACGCGGACGCGCGCGUCGAGGACGCGGCCGACGCGGAGCCCGAGCGCGAGGCGAAGCGCGCCGAGCGCACCGUGUGGGACUGGGAGCUCAUGAACGACAACAAGCCCAUUUGGACGCGCAAGCCGACCGAGGUGCGCGACGACGAGUACACGCAGUUCUACAAGACGCUCACCAAGGACACGGCGGCGCCGCUGGCGCGCGCGCACUUCGUGGCCGAGGGCGAGGUCACCUUCCGCGCGCUGCUGUUCGUGCCGCGCGUGCAGCCGGCCGACAGCUUCAACCGCUACGGCACCAAGACCGACCACAUCAAGCUCUACGUGCGCCGCGUCUUCAUCACCGACGAGUUCAACGAGCUGAUGCCCAACUACCUGGCCUUCGUGCAGGGCAUCGUCGACUCGGACGACCUUCCGCUCAACGUGUCGCGCGAGACGCUGCAGCAGCACAAGCUCGUCAAGAUCAUCAAGAAGAAGCUCGUGCGCAAGGUGCUCGACAUGCUCAAGAAGAUCCCGGACGACGAGUACGAGCACUUCUGGAAGGAGUACUCGACCAACGUCAAGCUCGGCGUCAUCGAGGACCCCUCCAACCGCUCGCGUCUCGCCAAGCUGCUGCGCUUCCACUCCUCGCGCGGCGAAGACAUGACCUUCCUCGCCGACUACGUGGCGCGCAUGAAGCCCGCCCAGAAGCACAUCUACUACAUCGCCGGCACCGGCCGCGCCGAGGUGGAGCGCUCGCCCUUCGCGGAGCGUCUCGUGCGCCGCGGCUUCGAGGUGCUCUACCUCACCGAGCCCGUCGACGAGUACUGUCUGUCCUCGCUGCCCGAGUUCGACGGCCAUAAGUUCCAGAACAUCGCCAAGGAGGUGUUCGACCUCGACGACGGCGAGGCCGAGAGGGAGGCGCUGGAGGCCGCGCGGGCGCGCUUCGAGCCCCUCACCAAGUGGCUCGGGGAGAAGCUCGGCGCGCACAUCACUCGCGCCGCCGUCUCGCGACGCCUGGCGCGCUCGCCGGUGGCCCUCGUGGCGACCGCCUUCGGCUGGACCGGCAACAUGGAGCGCCUGGCCAUGUCCAACGCGCACCAAAAGGCCGACGACGCGCAGCGCAAGCACCAGCUGUCGCAGAAGAAGUCGCUCGAGAUAAACCCGCGCCACCCUGUGGUGCUGGAGCUGCUGCGCCGCGUCGUCGACGACCCCGACGACGCGCUCGCGCUCGACACGGCGCGCACGCUCCUGCGCACGGCCGCCCUGCGCUCCGGCUACCUGCUGCAGGAGGGGCAGGCCAUCGAGUUCGCCGACUCCGUCGACGCCAUGCUGCAGCGCGCGCUGGGCCUGCCGCCGGACGCGCAGCCCGAGCUCGACGAGCCCGAGGAGCCCUCGGCCGACGACGAGCGUCCGGACGCCGGGCCCGAGGACGAGCACGACGAGCUGUAGACUGCAUUUUUGUGUGAACGAGGAGAGCGAACGUCGAAUACUAUUAGGUAGAAGUUGACGUCGGUUCGUCGACGGCAGUCGCAAUAGAUCAACCGAGAAAUUGUCUAAACGGGCAGCAGCGGCCCGGCCGAUCGGCUCAGCUUGGCGCGGUUGUAGAGCAGGACGCCCAGCACGGCGAGCGUCAUGCCCGCCACGUUCAGCGGAGGCGCCGGGUUGCGGAGCACCGCCAGCGACGCCAGCACGACCACGGCGCGUUUCGCGGCCGACGCCACGGCGUAGGCUAACGGUGUGACGCGCGCCAGAACGCUGAAGGCGGCCACGGCCUGCAGCCACGCCAGCACGCCGUCCGCCGCCAGCAGCGCUCCCGCCCGCGCGCUCGUUCCUGCGCCCGUCCGGCGCCACGAGGCCACUUCGCCGCCCUCGCUCAGAGCCCACAUCGGCGCCAGCGCCAACAUAGCGAGUGCGCUAAGUGCCUGCAGUAGCCGGAGCGGGUGCGCUCGCGAUCCCUGCAUGACGCGCUUCGUCAGCAGGUGCUGCAGGCUGAGCAGCGCGGCGGCGGCCAGGGCGGCGGCGAGGCCGGCGGUCUGGAAGUGCAGCUCCGUGGCGGAGGCCAGCGCCACGCCGGCGGCGAUCACCACCAGUGCCGCCUGGACGCUGCGAGACUGACGCUCGCCGAAUAUAACCCACGCUAGAGCCGCCGUCCACAAUGGCGUUGUCGCUUUCACUGUGUCAAAUUCUUUUACAUUAAAUAAAUAAAUACACCGGAGUAGGAUACCGCGCUCUCAGACAUAUA